AUGGACAGUGUUGAUUUAGGGGUAAGCUAUGAAAAUGUGGUACUAGGGGAGAAUGCGGAACUGGAUGAACAUGUGGAGGAUGGCAUGCAUGAAGAUGUAGAUGAACAUGAUCAUGUUGAGCCUCAACGGCCUGUGGAACAAACUUGGUUUGUUCUAGAAUGGGAGGAUGGCGCUGGCUUUGAAAAAGAUCAAGAAUUUCUUUCCAAGGAGGCUUUGCGAGUUUUGGUCAACAGAGCUUCACAUAAGAGAUGUUUUGAGCUUGUUAAUCCUAGGACAGUAACCAGUGUGAAAGUGGAUGCCAGAAAUAAGUUUAAGUAUCUCUUUGUCGGUUUGGGCGCUAGUAUUGAAGGCUUUAGAGCAAUGAGGAAAGUUUUAGUUGUGGAUGCGAUUUUUUUUAAGAGUGUGUAUGGUGGUAUGCUACUAUUUGCCACAGCGCAGGAUCUGAAUCAUCACCAUUAUCCAACUGCAAUGGGUGUUAUUGAUAGUGAGAAAGAUGCUAGUUGGAAGUGGUUUUUUGAAACACUCAAAACUGUUAUACCUGAUGAUCAGGAAUUGGAUUUUAUGAGUGACAGACAUAAAAGCAUCAUUGGAGCAGUGAAGGAGGUGAAUCCUCAGUCUCAGCAUGGAUAUUGCAUUUGGCAUUUGUCGCAAAACGUGAAAGGGAAAGCUGGGAUUGGCUGCAAAGAUUUGUAUGCAGUGAAAUUCAGAGAAUGCGCUCACAAAUACACUGAAAGUGAGCUCCUAAGUGCGUACACUGAUUUUAGAAAAUGGUUUCCAAAGGCUGCUGAGUAUUUAUAUGAUAAUGUUGCAGUUGAUAAAUGGGUAAGGUGCUUCUUUAAAAAAGACAAGUACAACUUGGACACAAACAAUGCUUGUGAGUCUAUGAAUAGUGUCUUCAAGAAGGCAAGGAAGUAUGCCUUAUUACCGUUGAUUGAUGCAUAUGUUGAAAAAAUCUCUGAAUGGUUCAAUAGGCAUAGGAAAGACACUGCAUAUGCAUCGGACUGGAAGACAUUGAUGCCCUAUGUUGAGAACCAUUUGCAUACUCUAUGUGCAAUUGGGACGAGAUUAUUUGUCACUGAGCUUAACGCUACUCAUCUGGAAUACAGUGUGAUUGGAGAUGAUGGGAAGGGCUAUCUGGUCGAUUUGUUAAGUAAAUGUUGUAGCUGCAAGCGUUUUGAUAUAGACAAGAUUCCCUGUGUUCAGGCAAUAGCCGCUGACUUUGCAAUGAUGCGUUCGGCUGAGAGAAGAACGGAAAUCCACAUACAUGAAUUGUGCUCAAAAUAUUACCACAUUGAUACUUGGGCCCUGGCUUAUUACAGGACUAUUUAUAUGGUGUCACAUCAGUCUACAUGGAUUAUCCCUGAUUAA
Messenger RNA from Eutrema salsugineum, 1368 nucleotides. RefSeq names its product protein FAR1-RELATED SEQUENCE 4-like. The record is from RefSeq and is a predicted model, not a curated record. NCBI's taxonomy places the organism in Eukaryota, Viridiplantae, Streptophyta, Magnoliopsida, Brassicales, Brassicaceae. Gene Ontology annotation, molecular function: zinc ion binding. The coding region runs from base 1 to 1368 and encodes 455 amino acids. The transcript is spliced from 2 exons.